Colletotrichum chrysophilum is the source of this 1260-nucleotide messenger RNA. RefSeq lists its product as uncharacterized. Gene Ontology annotation, molecular function: hydrolase activity, acting on carbon-nitrogen (but not peptide) bonds. The transcript has a single exon. Lineage: Eukaryota; Fungi; Ascomycota; Sordariomycetes; Glomerellales; Glomerellaceae. Bases 1 to 1260 code for a protein of 419 amino acids. The record is from RefSeq and is a predicted model, not a curated record.
AUGACUAAAAUCGUCAUUCAAAACGUUCGUGUCUUCGAUAGCGAGGCUAUCUUGGAGCCGAGUGACGUCGUCAUCACCCGGUCCGCCGGAGAAAUACAGAACUACCUGGGUGAUGAUUCUGAGGCGGUCGAGAAUUCGGACGUCUUCGUCGAUGGGCAAGGCUGCACGUUGAUUCCUGGCUUGAUAGACGCCUACGCCAACAUCAGGGGCGCCAACGCCGACCUUGGCGCCUUUGCAUCGCAUGGAGUCACAACCGUCAUCGACCAGAGCAGCAACACACAGCAAUGCCAGGCUUUGCGCGUAUACGUCGCCGGCCGGACGAGACUACCGACCGUCUUCACCAGCGGAACCCAGGCGGUGCUGCCACAGGAUCCCCAAUCGCACAUCCACGACAACCAGGAUGAGGUGGUCAUACGCACGGCCGAAGACGCCGUAGCUUUUGCGGCCGCAAGAGCGAGCGGUCCGGACCGCGCCGACUUCGUCAAGGUCGUCGUCGACGUUCACUCUUCCAGCGACUCCCUCCUCAGAACCAUCGUCGACACCGCGCACGCUUACAAUAAGCUGACAGUCGCCCGCACCACCGGCAAGGCUUCCUACGAGCGCGCCAUGCGCGCCGGGUUCGAUGUCUUCGCCCACGCUCCACUCGAUGCACCCCUUGACCCGGCGCUGGCACGAGACAUGGCCGCUCGGAGGAAGGUCUUCGUGCCGACGCUGACAAUGAUGCGGAGACGCGCGCCCGGCGGAGCUAACGUGGAAGCAGCGCACCGGCCGUCUGGGCCGUCUGGGCCGUCUGGCUUCCCCGUCUCGGAUAUCUCUGGUCGCGCCGGAGGCGACGAUGACAACUCCCCUGCUGCUGAUGACACCGGGUUUCGGCAGCACGACAACCCGGGCGCCACAUCAGGCGGCGACUACGAGAACGCGGCGGCGAGCGUGCGUACGCUCUACGAGGCAGGGGUGACGAUCUGUGCCGGGACCACGGCCAACCCGGUGCCCGGCGCGCAGACACCCUUCGGAGAGAGCCUACACGAGGAGCUGGAGCUGCUCGUCGACGCGGGCAUGGCGCAGCUGGACGUUCUUCGCUCGGCGACGUCUAUCGCUGCCGCGGCGUUCCGUCUCCAUGAUCGCGGCAUCAUCCAAAACGGUCUAAGGGCUGAUCUCCUGCUUGUUGACGGCAAUCCGUUGGAGGAGAUCUCGGCGACGCGCAAGAUCAAGAGGGUCUGGAUUCAGGGCGAGGAUGUUGAGCCUGCGGGGGCUCAUUGA